Messenger RNA from Effrenium voratum, 1812 nucleotides. The record is from the annotation of a GenBank genome assembly. NCBI's taxonomy places the organism in Eukaryota, Dinophyceae, Suessiales, Symbiodiniaceae.
AUGGGCUUCCUUUCAUACCGCCACGACUUGCCUCUCUGCUUCCGCACCACCCUUGCCCCGGUGAUGGGAAAGGCUACCUGGGGUUGGCUUGGUGACAUGCUGGAUGUGUUGACCAUCGUCACGAUCGUGGCAGGGCUCUGUACUUCGUUGGGUUUGGGAGCUCGACAGAUUGUGGGCGGCUGCCAACGUUUGGGCUGGAGUAGUGGCUUGUUGACGGACGACGAGUUGACCAAUACGGCUGCCUGGAUCAUUGGAAUCAUCACGCUUUGCGCAACAGCUUCUGUGGUCGCAGGUCUGGAUAUCGGGAUCAAGUUUGUGUCCUACCUUGCCUUCAUGCUUGGCAACUUCUUGAUGGUCGCCGUGUUUUGCAUGGAUGAGUCCUGGUACAUCCUGAACGUCAUGACGAGCACCCUUGGAUAUCACCUGCAGUACUUCAUCGAGAUUGCCUUCGACGCAGAUGCCUUUGCCCAACUGGCCCUGCGCAACGGGCGGCCCAACGAUGGAAAGGGAGCGAAUCCUUCCUGGAUGGACUGGUGGACCAUCUUCUACUGGGGCUGGUGGAUCGCCUGGGCGCCGUUUGUGGGCACCUUCAUGGCUCGCAUCUCUCGCGGUCGCACCAUCAAGCAGGUCAUCCUGUACACCCUCACCAUCCCCUUUGCCUAUGCCUUGAUGUGGUUCUGCACCUUCGGGCCAGCAGCCAUCCGCAUGGACCGGCGUGCCACCUGGCUGGCGCAGGUGGGCCUGGAGUCUUACGGCAAUGCGGACUACUUCUUGCACGAAUCUGCGGGAUUCCGCCCUGCUAACGCGGGCAAGUGCUACAACGUGCCUGCAAGCCUGAACGCGACGGUAUACCCCGGCUACGCGCCCACCCCAGGUCUGAGCCCAGUGUGCGUUUUCGCUUCGGCUGAUUCUUCGGGCUACUGGUUUGACCUGAUGAACCAGUACUACGGCAUGAGCGAUUUCUUGACCUUUGUGUCCAUCGUCACGACUGUGCUGUACUUUGUGACCUCCUCCGACAGUGGAUCGCUGGUGGUGGAUCUCAUCGCAGCCAACGGCAGGGAGGCUCAUGUCGUUCAGCGCGUCUUCUGGGCCCUCACGGAGGGUGCUGUGGCUAUCGCUUGCCUGGCGUCGGGCGGCUUCGGCUCGUUGACCGGCUUGCAGGCGGUGUCCAUCGUCAUGGGCCUGCCCUUCACCUUCAUCCUGAUGAUCAUGUGCACCUCCCUGUGGCGGGCCCUGAAGAUUGAAGCUGGGGACAUGCUGCCAGCAGGCCAGCGCAACGACUGGAACUUGCCGCUCUACGGUGGCAUUUUGGACAUUCCGGAAGUUGCAUUCAGCUUGGGCAAGGCUCCGAUGCCCAAGAUGGAACACGUGAAGGCCUUCUUCGUGGCCCUUCUCUUGCCCGGGUGGAGUCUUAUGAAGGCGAUGAACGGCCUGGCCAAGUGGCAAGAGCGGGCCAUGCUGCAAGCGACGCGCGUGUUGAUCGCGAUCGCAGCGCAGCUGUCCUUCUUUGGCUUCGUGAUCUGCCACAUCCUCACUCCUAUCUACAAGGACAAUGACAUCGGCAUCACAGGCCAGGGACUGUGGAUGUUCGGCUGGGCCUGCUACCUUUCCAAGGUCUUGCUGACCAGCAUGGUGCGCCACUUGAUUCGGCGGCACUACUCCAUCGAAGGCUCCGGAAUGGAAGACUUCUGGGCGGCCCUGCUGUUCUACCCGCAGGUGCUUGCGCAGAUGGUGGCCCAGAUUCCAACAGCACCCGCCCCAAAGAAAGCGAAGGUGCAAAAGGCGGUCGCCAAGGAGGAGAUUGUCGUCUGA